This is a messenger RNA of Ceratotherium simum simum (southern white rhinoceros), 1996 nucleotides long. The record is from RefSeq and is a predicted model, not a curated record. Lineage: Eukaryota; Metazoa; Chordata; Mammalia; Perissodactyla; Rhinocerotidae.
GGCGCUGCGGCCCUGCUGCGUCCGCGUCUCCGGCAUGCGCCCGGCGGGCCGGGGCGGCUAAGCCGCGAGCUCCGCGCCCACCUGAGCUUAAAGUCCAUGGCCCAAAAUGACUCUACCACUGGAGACUCUCUUCCGUAAAGAAGAAGACCAGACAGGAGGCUGGGAUGAGCAUGCCACUGCAUCAGAUCUCUGCCAUUCCAUCCCAGGAUGCCACCUCUGCUAGAGUCUACAGAAAUAAGACCAAAGAAAAGGAGAGGGAAGAGCAGAAUGAGAAGACUUUGGGACAUUCCAUGAGUCAUUCAAGUAACGUUUCUAAGGCUGGGGGUCCUCCGCUGGCGUCAGCUCCAGGGUCCAUCUUCCCUCGCACUUCUGUCACACCAUCCCAUCAGGACAUCUGCAGUUCCAGUGCAGUGUUUUCUGAGUGUUGUCACCACAGUCCUAUGCAGUCUGCUGUUGUCUUGAAAGCUCCUCAAUGCCAGAAUUCUCUGACACAAGGGCUCACUGUGACAGUUAUCUGUAAAGACACAUUACAGGCAUCAAAGAGAAAUUCCUGUGGUUCAGAAUGGGUCCAGGCCUUGAAGCCUGCUAAGAAUACCAAAGCCAGAAGAACACUGAAGUUCUCAAAAUCUCUAAAUGAUGUGGGUGAAAAGGCUCAGGAUACUUUGAAAAGUUUUGACUAUGUGGGAAGAACUUGCUCUGAAGGGAAACUGAUACUCCCCCAGGAUCUGUGUCUCAAAAUUAACAGGUUCCAUCAUAAAGAAAAAAGAACACUGAAUUGCAAACCUCUUGGCAAUUCCAAACAUUCUUGUGUUUCAUCCCUUUCUGCCAUUCAUUCAACUGCCUCAGAGGUGGAAGCUGGCAAGAGGGGCAUGCACGUCCCGCUUUUGGAAGAGAAAGCAGAUGGCGAGGCUGUGUCCAGAGGCCGACGACUGCUCCGGUACUUGUUCUCACUCUCGCACGGCUCAAGUGCCAGCAGCCUGCACAGGUUCCACGAGUUGGAGGGUUGUGCCGCUCACCUGCACACUGCCAAGUCCUCCAGCGGGCUGGCAGGGAGCAUGGGCUUCUGCUCCGACGAAAUGGGAGAUGACGAUGUCUUUGAGGACAGCACUUCUGCAAAAUUGAAGAGCAGGGUCCUGCGGGCGCCCCUCUGCUCAGUGGAGAAGGACAGUGACCUGGAUUGUCCUUCUCCCCUCUCUGAAAAAUGCCCUCCCAUUUCUCCUGUGUCCACGUCAGGGGAUGCCUGCAGGAUCUGUCACUGUGAAGGGGAUGACGAGAGCCCUUUGAUCACCCCCUGCCACUGCACGGGGAGCCUCCACUUCGUGCACCAGGCCUGCCUACAGCAGUGGAUCAAGAGCUCUGACACGCGCUGCUGCGAGCUGUGCAAGUACGAGUUCAUCAUGGAGACCAAGCUGAAGCCCCUGAGGAAAUGGGAGAACUUGCAGAUGACGGGCAGUGAGCGUAGGAAGAUCAUGUGCUCAGUGAUAUUUCAUGUCAUUGCCAUCAUCUGUGUGGUCUGGUCUUUGUACGUGCUCAUCGACCGCACCGUUGAGGAGAUCAAGCAGGGGCAUGCAACAGGAAUCCUAGAGUGGCCCUUUUGGACUAAAUUGGUGGUCGUGGCCAUCGGCUUUACCGGCGGACUUCUUUUUAUGUAUGUUCAGUGCAAAGUGUAUGUACAAUUAUGGAAGAGACUCAAGGCUUAUAACAGAGUAAUCUAUGUUCAAAACUGUCCAGACACAAGCAAAAGGAGUACUUUUGAAAAAUCUGCACUAACAGAGCCCAACUUUGAAAAUAAAGAUGGACGUGGAGUCUGUCAUUCCGACACAAGCUCUUCUUGCACAGACCCUGAAGACACUGGAGCAGAAAUCAUUCACAUCUGAUUGUGUGAAGGGUGUAGUUUUCCUGGACAUCCAUGAACAGCUGAAGGAAAUUGUUUACUGCCAACUGUGUACCUUUUCUUAUGUCCUUUAAUAGCAUAGACUGCGCAGGUGACUAUUUU